Thamnophis sirtalis is the source of this 1019-nucleotide messenger RNA. Lineage: Eukaryota; Metazoa; Chordata; Lepidosauria; Squamata; Natricidae. The record is from RefSeq and is a predicted model, not a curated record.
GCGCCGCCACCAGAAGGAGAUCUUUGAGAUCCGAUUUCUCUCCGUAGACCCGGCGGGCUGCUAGGGGCCCGCCCCGGCCGGCGAUCGGCAGCCGCCGAAGGCACGGCACCCGCGUGUCCGGGAAGAAGCGAAGGAGACGCGGGGAGGUUUUGUAGGGCAACGUGGGAAGGGGAGCGCUGGGUGUGGCGGCCGAGGCGGGCUUGGGGAAGGAGGCGAAGCCAAGGGGGGCGUCUGAGAGCGGCCGGUCCCCUAUGCGCGGCUCAGCCGAGGCUCCCGCAGCCCAGCCUUCCCUCCGGCUUCCCAGCCCGCGGAUCGUGGCCCGGGCGCCGCCUCCCCGGCUCCCCUCUAUGUAAGCUCGCCUUUCCUCCUCCUCCUCCUCCUCCUCCUGCGGCUGGAUGGCGAUUGAGCGGCGCCGAGAGGAGGGCGGCGGAGGGGGCCGACCCCUCCCCGAAGAAAACGGGUCUUUGCCUGCCGGGGAGGCGGACCCGGCAGCCCCGGUCGCCCCUCCUGCGGGGGGUCUCCCGGCGGAGAUCCAGAGCCUGCCUCUCCCCACGCCUCCCUCCGGCUCCUGCAGCCCCCUGCUUCUGGAUUACGACGGCUCCGUGCUGCCCUUCUUGGGUCGCCUGGGCGGCGGGCAUCAGAAAGCCCUCAUCUUCCUCACCUGGAUCCCGGCGCUUUUCAUCGGCUUCAGCCAGUUCUCGGACAGUUUCCUCUUGGUGCAUCCCAUCUCUCGGUGCAAGGGGACGGAUGGGAAGGGCAACUGGAGCGAGUUCCCCCCGCAGCCGCCCCCCAGGGGUCUCACCACCAGCCCCAGCUACAACCACAGCAGCAGCUACAGUAGGGGCAUCCUGGCCGCCCCGGAGCUGCCCACUCCCGAGGGAAAGAAUGACAGUUACUGCCACUGCAGUGAGAGGUACCACCGGAUCCCUGCGGGCCUACAGCAGAAUAUCGUCAGCAAGAUUGAUGGUGGUGAGAUGGAAAAAUUUAACUGUCGUGGUUAUUCGGCAAAUCAUGAUUAA